UUUUUUGGUGAGAUCUCUCAGAUCUUUGGGGUUUUCGCUCAAAAUUGUUCUCAAACUUUAACCGGAACGACAUUCCGGUGAGAUCCCCUCUAGUUUUGUCCCCUUUGUCGUCCCAAAUCCCGGUUGGUAAUCGAUUCUCUGGUGAAAUUUUUUUGGGGAUAAAAUCGGAGUUUUAUUAGGGUUUUAUUAAUUUCUUAAUGGGAUCCUCUUCCUCCAAAUAUCUUCCGACUUAUUCGGUUGGUACUUCUGGGCAACGAAUUCCUGACUCAAACUGUGAUUGGGGCUCGAAAUGCAUUUGUCCCAACAACGAGCACUCGUAUUCUGGCGAGUAUCUGAAUAAUUUGAGGUUGGCCCAGAAGGAGAACACGAGUACCCGAAAUUAUCUCAAAGCUUGGUUUGAGAAAAUGGAAGUGGAGCCUGGUGAAGAGGUGGAGUCCAAAUACGACGAUCGAGUCCCCACACCAGCAGAUCUGAGAUUCUUUGGAGGAGACGAAUCUGAUGAGGAACCCAAUCACUCUGAUUCAUUCGACCUAUACUAUGUGGGUGAGUGUGAGAACACAACUGCUGGUCCAGAGGUUUCUGAUGGGCAAUGUUCGGUUUCGUCCCCAAACGUGAAGGAAGAUGAAAUAAAAAAAAAGCCACCUAAGGGUGUUGAUGAUGCUUAGAGAUAACAUUUUGGGUUGCUUCAUCAUCAUCAUAAUCUGAAUCAGAGUUCGUCCCGUCUCCUUCAUCAUCGGAAAAACCGAGGAACUCGUCCUCCUCUUGAUCUGAAGCCAUUAAUGUCCCCUUGCUGAUUAAUUGUAGUG
Messenger RNA from Spinacia oleracea (spinach), 806 nucleotides. RefSeq lists its product as uncharacterized. The record is from RefSeq and is a predicted model, not a curated record. The transcript has 3 exons. NCBI's taxonomy places the organism in Eukaryota, Viridiplantae, Streptophyta, Magnoliopsida, Caryophyllales, Amaranthaceae. Bases 198 to 665 code for a protein of 155 amino acids.